UUAGUUGAGAAGUAUUUUUGACGUCGCUUCUUUUGUAAGUGCCCCUUUUUACCCCCUCAUCUGUUGGUAGUUGUUCACUAGUUGUGUGGAUCUACAAACUGAUUGAGGACAUUCUACCAACCGAUCCAAGCUCAGAACGUCUGAAAAUGGAGAGCAAUGAGGAAGGUACCCGCACUCACACAGUAAACAGACCCAGCUCACGUACCAAGGACUCCAACCGAAAAGCAGGCCUUCUGAUGUUGUGUUUCCUGGGCCUGCUGGGGGCUCUCCUGCUUUUGUUUGUGAAGACCUUUGUUGAGAAAGAAAAGCUUAGAAUCAGCUGCAAAAACCUGCCUGAGGAGAACGAUCAGUUAAAGGCCAUGUACAGCACUGUUGUUGAGGAGAGAGAUGAGCUACAGACACGUGUGUCUAAACUGGAAUCCAUGCUGGACAUAAAAUGUUAUGCAGUUGAUGUGACACUGGACCCUGAUACAGCGUAUCAAGGUCUCAUCCUGUCUGCUGACGGGAAGCAAAUGAGAUAUGAAGACAUACUACAGGAUCUCCCCAACAACACAAAAAGGUUUGACUCUGUGUCCUGUGCCAUGGGAAAAGAGGGAUUCUCUUCCGGAAGAUUCUAUUUUGAAGUGGAUGUCACAGGGACGACAAAUUCAGAUUUAGGAGUAGCUUCCCACUCCGUGGACAGGAAGGGGGAAAUUCUAGACUUGAUCAUUUGCACCAAUUGGACAUUUUUAAGAGGAAGCGAUUUGUCUCCAGAUUUCAUGCAGAAACGGAUCACAGGCCCUCAUGGGGCCAAAUCAACAGUCAUUUUCAAGAGUGAAAGCUCAUCUGACAUCCAUGGACAAGGAGAAGCCAACAGCCAUGGAAAUCAGGGUACAACAACGUAUGCUGAAGAUAAGAAUGAUGUCGGUUGCUCCACUGAUGUGGACGUCCAUGUGAAAGGCUGCUUUGUGGAUCUGUGGCGCCAAAAGGACCACCUAAUAAAAAAGAAUGCCGACCUCAAACAGGCCCUGAAUACCUGUGAAGAUGCCAAUUCUGAACUGGAUAAUGAGAACUGUGCUCUUAAAAAACAGAUCAAAAGUAUGGAGCAUUUGGUCAAGGGUUUGGGCCAGGUGAGGGUAGAAAUGGACAGCAUUCGUGCAGCACUUGCUGAGAAAGAGAUGAUCAGCUGUGGUCUUCAGGUCUGGAUUAGCAAACUGCAAAAGGAGAAUGAGGCUCUGAAGGACCACCUUGAAACCAGCACCAAUGAGAAAUCUGAUAACUUAUUGGCCAAGGAAAUGGACAAAAGUCACACAAAAAAUCUGACUGUGCAUGUCCAGGCAUUGCAGCAACAACUUGAGCUGACAAGGAUAAAGAUUGCAGAAAAAGAUGAGAUUAUGUUGAAUAAAGAUUUUGUGAUUGAUCAGACGAAGGCCUCCAUUGACGAGAUGAUCGGUGUUGGACAGGACCUGAAAAAGAAGGCUAAUGACCUGAAGAGACAGUUGGAAUUAGCGCUAGAGCAUGGUGAGGUGUCUGGAGAGGACAGUUCCAUGACCUCUGAUGGACACCCCACUGGAGCCACCAGGAACCAUUUGUCUCUGGCACAGGAGUUCAGCCUGCUGUCUGGAUUUCAGGAGUCAUUUGACAAGGAGGUGAAGGCCACUGAAACUGUCAGCCUGCAGAAAGAGACCACAGACCUAACAGAGGAUGCAGUCAAGGAGUUGAAAGAAGAGGGUGAGGUGAUUUAAGGGGGCAGCUCUGACUGAGAUCUGACUGAGGUCUCUGAAUCUGGGAACAGCACUCCCUGGCUGAACCAGGUCUGGACUAGCUGCAAAAGAGGAGCCCUGCUCGGGGUUAGUUUUGGCCUGGGUGCUGUGCUGCCCUUCUGCCUGUUGGGGGUGGCUAUGACAUCUUGCUCCAACUUCAUGUCGACUGAUGCUCACCAAGCCAUCCUGCAGCACGGCGCAUUUCUGCCCCCAUUUUAACUUCUCCAAGAUGCUGGAGAAAAACUUCAUUAGAAUUGUUGACACUGUGGUGUUUCCAAUGCAGAUGUACAACUGAAAUUUUGCUCAGCUUGUCCCAACAGGAUGAAGGACAUUGGCCAUUAUUGGCCAUCCAAACAUUGAGACACAUUCUUGUAUGUUCAUACAUGUUUUUACCAUAUUGAAAUAAACAUGACAAAAAGUCAA
Alosa sapidissima (American shad) is the source of this 2165-nucleotide messenger RNA. RefSeq lists its product as uncharacterized. Bases 147 to 1724 code for a protein of 525 amino acids. The transcript is spliced from 15 exons. Lineage: Eukaryota; Metazoa; Chordata; Actinopteri; Clupeiformes; Clupeidae. The record is from RefSeq and is a predicted model, not a curated record.